AAUUUGGAUUCAUACCUCUUGUAUUGGAAUUCCUGUGUACGUAACUUUCUGGGUUGCUGUGUUCUUGCUUCUUAACAGAGACAUCUUUUCAGUGUGUGAGGCUCAGUGGGAGUAAAUGAGAGUAUUAAAAGAGAAUUGCACUCGUAACUGUGCCCCCGGUGCGAGCCCCCUCAAACCGCCCUUGUUGUCAUGCACAGGCGCUCUCUCUUUUGGAACAAAAACUUGGCUGGCAGGACAACAGCCAUGUGUUUUAGGUCCACGCUUUGGAAACUUAUGAAAGGAGCUGCAGACCAAAGCCAGCUAUCAUGUAUUUGGUGAUUUGAUAUUCAGUUUCAAUUUGGUGGGCAACAUUUGGGAUUAUUCGACAGGGCGUACACAGUAGCAGCAGUUGCAGCGAUGCAGCGUGAAGAGGUGUCAGCAAGAGAGGAGUUCACCUACAGCCCCAUGUCCACUCUCGAAAGAGGCACGCUGGGAAGACGAGGCAGUAGAGGAGCGGACAGGGGGGAGCGGGACAGCUACACUGUGGACGUGAGGGCCAGUGACCUGCAGCUGGCCCAGCCGGAGCCUCCAAAGCACCCCUGCUUCAACUACAGGGCCUGGCUCUACAGUGUCCUCAUAGGGGGCAGUCUGCUCAUCACCUCCGGAUUCUCUUUGUACCUCGGAAAUCUCUUUCCUGUUGCCAUGGACUACUUGCGCUGUGCUGCAGGCGCUGGCCUACCAGCAGCGAUUGCUAGCUUUGCUAUUGCCAAGAACAGACAUGUUGCAGUGUCAGAUUUCCAGGUGGUCUACGUGUCAACGUUUGCAGUGACGACCACCUGCCUGGUUUGGUUUGGAUGUAAACUGGUUCUCAACCCUUCAGCUGUUAAUAUCAACUUUAACCUCAUUUUGAUGAUUUUGCUGGAGGUGUUGAUGGCUACUACUGUCAUCUUGUCAGCUCGCUCUGGAGAGGAUUGCUGCUGCCACAGAAGGACUGACACGAGCCAACGACCUUUGGCUACAACUCCUGCAGUGUUCCCCGCUCGUCUCCUCAAAGCUUACUCAGUGAUCGAAGUCAUCGUCGGAAUCUCUGCUGUGUUCGGAGGUAUCAUUGCGCUCAACAUGGAUGCCUUGCUGCCCGGCCCGUACUUGUCUGUCACAUUUUUCUGGAUCCUUGUGGCUUGUUUUCCAAGUGCUAUCGCAAGUCAUGUUGUGUCAGAAUACCCAAACAAAUGCCUGGUGGAGGUGCUGAUCGCCAUUAGCAGUGUGACGUCUCCUCUCCUCUUUUCCGCCUCCGGCUUCCUCUCUUGCAGUGUGAUCAGCUUAAUUGACAUUUUUCUACAUGAUGUACCUCCAGCCAAGCAAUCCUACGACAUCUUGCUGCUGAUUCUGCUGGUGUUACUGCUGGUGCAGGCAGUUUUGAAUUCCGCCACCGUGGUGCACUGCGCCUCCUACAAGAGUCACCUCCGCUUGAGAGCAACACAACAGUGUGACGACAACAUGGCAACCUCCGACCAGCACUGUGGGUCAUCCAAUGGAGUGCUGCAGAACUUCAGCAAAGAAAGAACCCGCAAGGCCAUUAUGGUGCAAAUCACUCAAUGAACACUAUUACCACAAUGCAGAAGAAUACAACUUUGGGGCUAUAAAAGGGGAAAGUCAAUUUUAAAAAAAAAAAGGAAUUUUUCAUGCAAACAGUAUAAUGUUAUACUGUCAGUAGAUUGCUACAGUGAGAACCAUCGAGUGAAUACAGUGCUGCUUCUCAGGUUCUUACAUUUGUGCAUAGUUUCACCACUUCAAUGUUUGAGAUCAUCAAACACAUGUCAAUAUCAGGCAACUAUAACCCAAGUGAACUUAAAAUGUUGUUUCACAUUUGUCGUCGCCAAGACUACAUUGGAUUAGGCCCUUGGUUCUACAGUAUGCCAUCUGUAAUAGAUUUAGAUUUUGGUUUGUUGUCCACUAAGGGACAAAUCAUUUACUGAACCUGCAGCAUAUAUUUCUUGUUGGAACAGCAGGGUUAUGACAGUGAAGGUAUUAUUGUGUAGCAUUUUUGCACUUUUAGGACAUUGUGUAAAAGCACAGUAUCGCUGUAGUUAAUGUACUUUCUUAGUAUUUGAGAUCUUUAAAUAAAACCUGCAGAAAGUGUGUAUUUCUCCACGUUUUCGAAAGCCUACUGCAAAUUGUCUCAUUAUAAUUAUAUAUACACAACAAAUAAAUCAACCAAGAAAUGUC
Phyllopteryx taeniolatus (common seadragon) is the source of this 2205-nucleotide messenger RNA. It is a transcript of the gene mlc1, whose product is annotated as modulator of VRAC current 1. Gene Ontology annotation, cellular component: cytoplasmic vesicle; endoplasmic reticulum; plasma membrane. Gene Ontology annotation, biological process: regulation of response to osmotic stress. The record is from RefSeq and is a predicted model, not a curated record. The coding region runs from base 397 to 1578 and encodes 393 amino acids. Lineage: Eukaryota; Metazoa; Chordata; Actinopteri; Syngnathiformes; Syngnathidae. The transcript has 12 exons.